Condylura cristata (star-nosed mole) is the source of this 768-nucleotide messenger RNA. RefSeq names its product prodynorphin (gene PDYN). Gene Ontology annotation, molecular function: opioid receptor binding. The record is from RefSeq and is a predicted model, not a curated record. Gene Ontology annotation, biological process: sensory perception; neuropeptide signaling pathway; chemical synaptic transmission. The transcript has 2 exons. Bases 1 to 768 code for a protein of 255 amino acids. NCBI's taxonomy places the organism in Eukaryota, Metazoa, Chordata, Mammalia, Eulipotyphla, Talpidae. Gene Ontology annotation, cellular component: dendrite; plasma membrane; axon terminus.
AUGGCGUGGCAGGGGCUGGUGCUGGCUGCUUGCCUCCUGGCGCUCCCGUCCGCCGCAGCAGACUGCCUGUCCCGGUGUUCCUUGUGUGCGGUGAAGACCCAGGAUGCGCCCAAGCCCAUCAACCCCCUGAUCUGCUCCCUGGAGUGCCAGGCUGCCCUGCUGCCCACAGAAGAGUGGGAGACAUGUCAGAGCCUUCUGUCUUUGCUCACCCCCUUCACCCUCGGGCACAGUGGCAAGGAAGACGUGGAGAGCAAGGCAGCUUUGGAUGAGCCCUCUAGUGAGCUGGCCAAGCAGGCUGGCCCUUUUCUGAAGGAGAUGGAGAAAAGCAGACUCCUCUUCAGCUCCCCGACAGAGGAGAAUGCUCUGGGCAGGAGCCUGGUGGAGAAGCUCAGGGGUCUCUCUAGCAGGUUGGGGGAGGGACCAGAGUCUGAACUGGUGGGGGGCUCCCAGCCAAAUGAUGGCACCUUAGAAGCUGGAGCACUGGAUUCUAAUGAGGAGGACCCCAAAGGGCAGGUCAAACGCUAUGGGGGCUUCUUGCGCAAGUACCCCAAGAGGAGCUCAGAGGUGACUGGGGAGGGCGACAGGGAGGGACAGUUUGUACAUGAGGACCUGUACAAACGCUACGGGGGCUUCCUGCGGCGCAUCCGUCCCAAGCUCAAAUGGGACAACCAAAAGCGUUAUGGUGGUUUUCUGCGGCGCCAGUUCAAGGUGGUGACCCGGUCUCAGGAAGACCCCAAUGCCUAUGCUACAGAUCUGCUUGAUGUGUAA